AUGGGCCCCACCAUCACACUGGACAACUGGAGGAAGGGGUCCCAAUGGUUCCAAAUGGAAAGAAGUCUCGCCUUAGAGGUGGUUUCAGACAAGACGUAUUUCCCGAUUUUUCAGUACUACUGCAGCGGUUUGUGCUAUGCGGACGAGCACUACCUGCCGACUUUUGUGAACAUGAAAUUCGGAGAGAGGAACGCGAAUCGGACGUUGACUUGGGUCGACUGGUCGAGGGGCGGGCCCCACCCCUCCAAGUUCAUUAGGCCGGAUGUGACCAAUGAGUUUUUGGAGAGGCUAAGGAGUGGGAGUAGCUGCGAGUACAAUGGGAGAAAGACGAAUGUUUGCUUUUUGUUUGCGAGAAAAUUUACUCUCAAUGCUUUAGAUAGGCUGUUGAGGUUUGCGCCAGGGCUUAUGCAUUUCUAA
Salvia hispanica is the source of this 417-nucleotide messenger RNA. NCBI's taxonomy places the organism in Eukaryota, Viridiplantae, Streptophyta, Magnoliopsida, Lamiales, Lamiaceae. The record is from RefSeq and is a predicted model, not a curated record.